Messenger RNA from Phytomonas sp. Hart1, 330 nucleotides. The record is from the annotation of a GenBank genome assembly. Lineage: Eukaryota; Euglenozoa; Kinetoplastea; Trypanosomatida; Trypanosomatidae.
AUGCGCAGAUUCCUGCAAUGCAGUGAUUCUGAGGCAUGCAUGGCUAAGUCCUUGAAACAAGCAUAUGACUACUGGCAGAAUCGACCAGAUCUCAAUUGGGUCGUCUCACAGCCGCUGCGGGCCUAUACCCUGUCGCCAAAAGGCAAAAGGGCACGCGCACACGCAGGGCCAGACGGAAUUGAUGAUCGUGAUGGAAUUAUUCGUGGUUCGCCGUCGCACGCGCAGCAAACACACUCACACUCACACACAUCCUCGCGUUGCUGGUCGGGGGGACGGAGGGAAGAGGAGAGAGGGGCGGCAGGAAGAACGGGACACGAGCACACGCAGUAG